Messenger RNA from Chelmon rostratus (copperband butterflyfish), 1092 nucleotides. RefSeq names its product proliferation associated nuclear element (gene pane1). The record is from RefSeq and is a predicted model, not a curated record. Bases 93 to 647 code for a protein of 184 amino acids. The transcript is spliced from 6 exons. Lineage: Eukaryota; Metazoa; Chordata; Actinopteri; Chaetodontiformes; Chaetodontidae.
AAGCGCGAAUAAACAUGAAAUGAGCAGAGAUCCCACACUGGAUAUAUUCACUGAUUUGUCCAAACUGAGACUGUUUUAAUGGGUAUGUCAGGAUGUCGGUGUUGAAACCGUUUAGUAAGCUGCCUGGUUUGAACACAGCGAACAUCUUGCUGGUGGAGAGUGAGGAGCAGUUUCAGCAGAGUUUAGCAGCUGCUCUGGUAGAGGAGGCCGCUGUCACUGUGAAUGUGAGGCUUGCUAAGAGUCUGCCUCUGCCCAUGGAGAAUGAAGAGAGUCGGCCACGGAUAGACCUGGUGGUGUUUAUCAUCAACCUGACCUCAGAGCUCAGUUUCCAGUCAGCAGAAGCUUCCCUGAAAUAUCUGGACCCUGGAUACUUCCUUGGAAAAGUCUGCUUCAUGGUCACUAAUGCUCGUAGCGCUUCGGUCCCCACAGUGCGCCUGGAUGCUGUCAGAAAGCUGGCUGCAUCCCUCCACUGCCCCUUGCUUUUUGCGGAGGAUCAGACACCAGAUGGUUUGACCAAUGCUACAGAACGGUUGCUGACAAUCCUGAAGGUGGCAGCCGGCCUCGUUCCCAUGGCUACUGCUCUCUACCUGUCCAACCUGACUCGCUGUACUGUGCCCACAGACAUUGACCAGCAGAACUUUGAUUAACUCCUAUGGCUGUUUUCUCUGAAGGGGUGUCUCUGAGUUUCAGUUAUAUAUUUAUUUAUAACACAUGAGCAUGUUGUUUCCACUAAUCAUUUUACAUCCAUGUUUACACUUUGGCUUUUUCCUCUCUGUCUUAUCCCUUGAAUCAAAGGAUACCUGCAGGGUCCUUAAAUUAUUAAAGGCAUACUGCACACUUAAACACGUUUUUUGAGGUGUAAACUAAAUUAUAUGAGUGUACUGUGAUGAAACACAUCAAUGCUGAUGUUAAUAUUGACAUUUCUUUUCAAAUGUAUAAACUUUGGCUUUUCAUUGGUUAAAAAUGGCUCAACAUGCCCUUCAAAUUUUUUGAUCAUCCUGAACCUUGCAAGGCCAAUAUUGACAGAGUGAACAGUUUGUGACUCGUGAAAUUUGUAUAUAUAUAAAAAAGAAAUAAACAAAAAUGCCUUAC